Messenger RNA from Cyclospora cayetanensis, 1710 nucleotides. RefSeq lists its product as uncharacterized. Gene Ontology annotation, cellular component: transcription factor TFIIE complex. The record is from RefSeq and is a predicted model, not a curated record. NCBI's taxonomy places the organism in Eukaryota, Apicomplexa, Conoidasida, Eucoccidiorida, Eimeriidae. Gene Ontology annotation, biological process: transcription initiation at RNA polymerase II promoter; transcription open complex formation at RNA polymerase II promoter. The transcript has 6 exons. The coding region runs from base 1 to 1710 and encodes 569 amino acids.
AUGGCUACCUCUCCUCCUCCGUCGCAUAUCUCGAUGGGUGCUGCGGCUUUUGACCGCGGGGUCCCUUCCUCUGCCGCCGAUUCAGCAGCGAGAGGUGGCGUUUCAAGGCCUUAUGACAGAGAGCUCUUCCUGGCGUUUAUGUCUGCUACGACACGCCUCUUCUGCGACGAUGAGCAAAUUGUGAUUGCUGACUUCCUGGCGCAUGAGGAGAAAGCCUACACUGAACGGGAUCUUAUUGACAGAUUGGGAUGGCCAGACAAACGAGUAAGAGAAGUCUGCGCCUCGCUUGAAAGGCUCUUACUCAUACAAAAAGAGCAGCUUAGUGCCACAAACACACAGGUAUUAUCUGGCGCAAGCGCGGAAGGAGAUGCCUCCUCCAGUACGGCUGGCAGCAACACCGAGUCUUCGCGUGCUCCGCUUCCGGGGGGGGCAGCCUUGUUGGGUUCCACGGCUCCCACUGCUGCCCCCUUCUACUACAGAGUCUCUCCAUAUGCCGUAGCAGUGGUGCAGUACAGGAUUGAGCAUCUGGAUGCCCGCUUGAAGCAGCAGCGUUUAGAGGCGGAGAGUAGAGACGUAUUCGCUUGUCCGCUAUGCGGCCGCCAGUGGGAUGCGUUAGACGCUCAGAGGCUUCGCCUUGAUCCAGAGGAUGCUACAUUUCUUUGCGAGUGUGGUGCAAAGCUGGAGCACGAGGAUUCUAAGGCGGUAGUCGAACAGUUGGCUUCUUUACAGCGGCGAUGCCAGGAGCAGUUGCAGCUGCUGCGUUCCCUGAUAAGCCGCUGCUGGGCAAUGCGCGUACCCGUCUUCCCGCCCUUCACCCGUGCAGAUAAGCACGAGUUCAAAAAGCAGCAAGACAGGAUUAGACAGACAGCAGGAUCUUCCGUCGGCUCUGCAGCAUCCGGAGGUAGCGACUCGCAGCCCAAUGCCUCUGGUUGGCGGCAGUCAGGUAGGCUGUCUGGUGACGGGAGAAAGGGCGCCUGUGAGCUGCACGGUUUCGUUCCUCCGCAGAGCUUCUUUACCGCGUUUUUGGCGUUGCCUAGAUCGAGGAUUCCUUGUGUUGGGGCCUGGCGCGGUGCAGCCACCCGUGCUUGCUAUGCUUCUGGCUUUGGCUCAUGUGUUUCAGGGUCCAGUGGAGUUAAGGUCCAUGUAUUCUCUACGUUACCAGGGCCUGCAGAAGGCGUCAAACGCGCCACACCCGUGUGGCUGCGCAGCGGCGGUGGCUCUGUUUCCUCUGUGCCACCCCUUUCGUCGAAUUCUUCGGCGGCGGGCUUUCAGACUGCGCCGUCGUUGCCUGCUGUCACGGAUAUUCCGGCACAGCCUGCGGGGGGUGCCCUAGAAGGCUCCAACGUGCUUCUUGGGAGGGCGGCUCCUCUCCGCAUGAAACCGAGGGAGUCCGCUUCGGGGUCGUCUCCCGGUUCUUCCGUUGCUGGCGGAGGCAUACGCGGGCACAUCAAGUUCAGCAUGAAGUCGAGCAACAAGCUGCUGGCCAUGCGCGGCACGCCUGCCACAGCAGCAGCAGCACUGCCAGAAGCCUCGGAACGACUGGAAGAGGCUCCAGGUGCUGCGGUGGCGGAAGAGGCGCCGCGUGUGUUCAUUGCCCGCUUAGGCCGCGACUUCACACUUGAAGAGGCCGUCGAAUACCAACUGGAGAUGUCUAUAGAGGAACACGAGAAAUUCAUGGAGCUCCAGUCCACUUACCUGGACGACCUGUAA